Melospiza georgiana is the source of this 2790-nucleotide messenger RNA. RefSeq names its product phosphatase and actin regulator 1 (gene PHACTR1). Lineage: Eukaryota; Metazoa; Chordata; Aves; Passeriformes; Passerellidae. The transcript is spliced from 16 exons. Gene Ontology annotation, molecular function: actin binding. The record is from RefSeq and is a predicted model, not a curated record. Gene Ontology annotation, biological process: cell motility; stress fiber assembly. The coding region runs from base 605 to 2641 and encodes 678 amino acids.
UUAUAUUUUUACUGAUGCUUUGACUGAGUAGUUUGUUGCAAUGUACUGCUAAAUGAAGGAAAAAUCAAAAACUGCAUCAGACAACCACUCUGUAUUUCAUUCUAGAAAAUAGCUGGCAAUUAUAAUUACUCACCAUGUUUCUGGCUCAGAAUAAAAGUGGCAUUGCACAAAAAAACCACACUGAACAUUCAUCGUGAUUAGAAAAUGCUCCAUACCUUGGAGUGCAGUGGAGACAUAAGAAUAAUUUUAAAUGCAAAUUAAAUUGUGGGGGUAGCAAAGAGAACAGAUAAAAGACAGUAAAACAAAGCCUUUCACUUUCCUCAAAUUAGCAGGCUAAUGUAGUAUAAAAAAAAGCAGUUCUACUCAGAUCUGUGCUAAGAGCUUUCAUUUCAUCAUAAUAUAAAACAGCAGAUCCGUCACCUUUCUCUAUUCAGUACUCUUGAUUUCGAGGUUGAAGUGAAAAUUAGAAGCUGUUCUUUCUGGCUCACAGACUGGGUUGCAUUUGCUUAGUCUUAAUCCAUGACAGUAGGAUGGAAAGAGGUCAGUAACACUGGAAUCUGACUGAUCAUUCAUACCGGAGUAUUGUACACAAAGCACCUUCAAAAUGGACUACUUUUUGGAUGUUGAGUCUGCUCACAGACUGUUUUACAGUCAAGGAGCCCAAGCUCGUCGGGCAACUCUUCUCACUGUGCCCACUCUGGUGACAGCAACUUCUGAGGAUGACAUAGACCGGAGACCCAUCAGAAGGCUCCGGUCUAAGAGUGACACCCCUUACUUGGAAGAAGCUCGGAUCUGCUUCAACCUUGAUAAUGCUCGCCGGGCCACGCUGCUCACCGUGCCCACAUUAAUGGCGGCAUCUUCCGAGGAGGACAUCGACCGCAGACCCAUCCGCCGCGUCCGCUCCAAGAGCGACACCCCCUACCUCGCCGAGGCCCGCAUCUCCUUAAACCUCGACACAGCUGAAGAGGUGGAAAGACUGGCUGCAAUGCGUUCAGAUUCUCUAGUACCUGGGACUCACACGCCUCCAAUCAGAAGAAGGAGCAAAUUUGCCACUCUUGGGAGAAUUUUUAAGCCAUGGAAAUGGAGGAAGAAGAAGAGUGAAAAAUUUAAGCACACUUCAGCAGCUUUGGAAAGAAAAAUGUCAAUGAGGCAAAGCAGAGAGGAGCUUAUAAAACGAGGAGUGCUGAAAGAAAUUUUUGAUAAAGAUGGGGAACUUUCCAUACCAAAUGAAGAAGGAGCUUUGGAGAAUGGACAGCCUCUGGGCUCUGGGCUGAGCUCUAGCCAGGUGUCCCUGCCAGCCCUAGCAGAACUGGAGUCAGUCCCAGCAUCUGUGGAACCCUGCUCAUAUGAGGUGCUCCCAACCACAGAGAUCAUGGAUGGGACAGUGUCUGAAGAGAGCCCCACAUCCAAUGAAUCCGGCGUCCUCCUGUCCCAAGAUCCUACAGCUAAACCAGUCCUGCUACUUCCCCCCAAAAAAUCUGCCGCUUUCCCUGGAGACCAUGAGGACACCCCAGUGAAACAGUUGUCCCUCCUCAAACAGCCCCCUGCCCUGCCUCCUAAACCUAUUGCCAGGAUUGCCAGCCACUUAACUGAUCCUGGCGCUCCUGUGAAACUGCCUUGUAUGCCAGUUAAACUGUCACCUCCACUACCUCCAAAGAAAGUCAUGAUUUGCAUGCCUUUAGGGGGGCCAGACCUCUCUCUCUCAUCCUAUUCCACGCAGAAGAGCUCCCAGCAGCCUUUGACCCAGCAGCAUCACACUGUCCUGCCAUCCCAGUUAGCAGCUCACCAGCACCAGCUCCAGUACGGCAGCCACAGCCAGCACCUUCCUUCUGGGUCCAGCACGUUGCCCAUUCACCCUUCAGGGUGCCGCAUGAUCGAGGAACUGAACAAAACGCUAGCCAUGACCAUGCACAGGCUAGAAAGCUCUGGUUUACACACAAGUGACAGUGUUACAAAAGCAGGACCUUCAGGCCUUCCAGACAUGAGACAAGUGCCAACUGUUGUGAUCGAAUGCGAUGACAAUAAAGAAAAUGUGCCUCAUGAAACUGACUAUGAAGAUUCUUCCUGCCUUUAUCCAAGGCAGGAAGAGGAAGAAGAGGAAGAUGAAGAGGAGGAUAACUCAUUAUUUACAAGCCCCCUGGCAAGGAAACUCUGCAGGAAGGACUCUUUAGCAAUCAAACUAAGCAACAGGCCUUCCAAGCGAGAGCUAGAGGAAAAGAACAUCCUCCCCAUGCAGACUGAUGAAGAGAGGCUUGAACUUAGGCAGCAGAUUGGGACAAAGCUGACAAGACGACUGAGCCAGAGGCCGACUGCUGAAGAAUUGGAGCAGAGGAACAUACUGAAACCCCGGAAUGAGCAAGAGGAGCAGGAGGAAAAACGAGAGAUUAAGAGAAGAUUAACACGUAAGCUGAGUCAAAGGCCCACAGUAGAAGAGCUACGUGAGAGGAAGAUCCUCAUCCGCUUCAGUGACUACGUGGAGGUGGCAGACGCGCAGGACUACGACAGGAGGGCAGACAAACCCUGGACACGACUCACAGCCGCCGACAAAGCAGCCAUUCGAAAAGAGCUUAAUGAAUUUAAAAGCUCUGAAAUGGAAGUUCAUGAAUUAAGUAGGCAUCUAACAAGGUUUCAUAGACCGUAGCAGAUCAAUUCUACCUGACUACUAUGCCAUCUUCAAAACAUAACUAAAAGGAACCAUAAGUGCUGGUAUUAUUCACUUCCCUGUUACGUACAAUGUAAAUCUUCUGAACUGCCUUUCUAAAAAAAAAAAAAAAAAGGUAGAAAAAUAAA